CUUCAGUUGUCAAUAAAGUGCUUUAUAAACCAAGUGGAGCGAAAUGUGUGAGUGUGCUGUGUGCGAGUUUCGGUUAGUAAAGCAUACAUCAUGAAUACACUCCUCAUAUUGGUAUUAACUGCAAUCGUGGUCCAUGGAAUAGAAGGAUCCCAGGACAAAAAGGAUGCAGGUCUUGGAGUAUACGGGGGUAAAACCGUUUCAAUCAAGAAGUUCCCAUACUUGGUCUCGUAUUUAUACGACGGAAUUUACAUAGGAAGCGGUAACAUCGUGUCCAAAUCUUGGAGUCUCACUACUGCACAUUUUAUUUACGGUUUUAACCCCAAGUACCUGACCGUUGUGGCGGGCAGCGAUGAUGGAGCCACCGGCAGUCAGUUCCAAGCCGUCAAGAUCGUGUUUCACCCGUCCUUCGACAGCAAAGAGUUGGACUACAAUUACGCCUGCGUCAAGGUCAAAGGUCACUUUAGGUGGUCCGCCAAGGUCAAGCCUAUUCGUUUGCCGAAGAGCAAUCCUCAACCUGACACCGUCACGAAAGUGGCCAGCUGGGGCUACAUUGAUGAUAAAUCUGGCCGUAUGCCGUUUCCUCUACAUGGGGGCGAGAUGACGUUGCUCUCCCAAGAUGAGUGUUCAAACCGACUUUCUACCUUUAACUACUCUUGGAACGAGAGACUCGGCUGUGCCUUUAAUCAGGGCAAAACAACGCUUUGCUUCGGCGACUUCGGGGCCCCUUUCGUGGCCGAUUCCCUCCUCUACGGGAUGUUCAUCGACGUCCCCGACUACGACCAGUCGUGUUCUUCCGCUUACCCUUACCCGGUCCUCGUGAGUUCCGUAGCUCCGGUGGUGUCUUGGAUACGAUCCGUCGUGUCUCACAACUAGAAGCCUUGCCCAUACAUAACAAACUUUGUAUUGAUAAUGUUAAAUAAAGUCAUUCUGUAAUUA
Messenger RNA from Homalodisca vitripennis (glassy-winged sharpshooter), 936 nucleotides. RefSeq names its product trypsin-1-like. Gene Ontology annotation, biological process: proteolysis. Gene Ontology annotation, molecular function: serine-type endopeptidase activity. The coding region runs from base 91 to 873 and encodes 260 amino acids. NCBI's taxonomy places the organism in Eukaryota, Metazoa, Arthropoda, Insecta, Hemiptera, Cicadellidae. The transcript is spliced from 6 exons. The record is from RefSeq and is a predicted model, not a curated record.